AUGUUCAGAGCCAUCGCAAGAGCCCAUCCGGCAGUGGCCUUUGCCCGUGCUGCAACCCUUAAGCCCAUUACUCCCAUACUUUCACGAUCCUAUCAGAUUUCCACCAAACAAUUUAAAACAAUCAAAGUCUAUGCUCCUCUGCCCAAAAAGACCCCAGGAUCCCCCCUCAAGACCAAUCUUACUGGGGCUGUUGAAAAGUCGCUCAUCUACAAGCAUGACCCUGCCGGCUGGAGAUCUGCUCUGAUUGACCGUACCAAGCCCGAUACUUGUCUGCGGCCCGGUGACAUUGUGCGUGUGCUGAAAAACGAUAAAACCCAUUUUAGUGGUAUGGUUAUUGCCAUUAAGCGUAACGGACUCGCCUCAAGCUUCCUUCUCAGAAACAAAAUUACUGGUCUUGGUGUUGAGUCUAGAUAUAUGGUCUAUUCACCAACCAUCCGCUCUAUCGAGAUUGUCCGCAGACCUAUGAAGCCCAAGCGCAGAGCUAAGCUCUACUAUGUUCGUGGCUCCACCAAGCACGACGUUGGUGAGCUUGAGACUGAAAUUAAACAGAAGCGGUUUUAA
Molecule: messenger RNA, 561 nt
Organism: Magnusiomyces paraingens
Lineage: Eukaryota; Fungi; Ascomycota; Dipodascomycetes; Dipodascales; Dipodascaceae
Product: mitochondrial 54S ribosomal protein bL19m
Exons: 1
Coding region: 1-561 (186 amino acids)
Biological process (GO): translation
Cellular component (GO): mitochondrial large ribosomal subunit; ribosome
Molecular function (GO): structural constituent of ribosome
Source: RefSeq, a predicted model, not a curated record